This is a messenger RNA of Choloepus didactylus (southern two-toed sloth), 2054 nucleotides long. It is a transcript of the gene NECAP2, whose product is annotated as NECAP endocytosis associated 2. The transcript has 8 exons. Lineage: Eukaryota; Metazoa; Chordata; Mammalia; Pilosa; Megalonychidae. Gene Ontology annotation, biological process: endocytosis. The record is from RefSeq and is a predicted model, not a curated record. Bases 46 to 846 code for a protein of 266 amino acids. Gene Ontology annotation, cellular component: membrane; clathrin vesicle coat.
GCGGCCGGGAGGGAGCCGGAAGUUCGGUGGGCUCCGGGCGUCGAGAUGGAGGAGUGCGAGUAUGAGUCUGUUCUCUGUGUCAAGCCCGAGGUCCACGUCUACCGAAUCCCGCCGCGGGCCACCAACCGUGGCUACAGGGCUGCGGAGUGGCAGCUGGACCAGCCAUCGUGGAGUGGCCGCCUGCGGAUCACUGCGAAAGGGCAGAUCGCCUACAUCAAGCUGGAGGACAGAACCUCAGGGGAGCUCUUUGCUCAGGCACCAGUGGAUCAGUUUCCUGGCACUGCUGUGGAGAGCGUGACAGAUUCCAGCAGAUACUUCGUUAUCCGCAUCGAAGACGGAAAUGGACGACGAGCAUUUAUUGGAGUUGGCUUCGGGGACCGAGGGGAUGCCUUUGACUUCAAUGUUGCAUUGCAGGACCAUUUCAAGUGGGUGAAACAGCAGUGUGAAUUUGCAAAACAAGCCCAGAAUCCAGACCAAGGCCCCAAAUUGGAUCUGGGCUUCAAGGAGGGCCAGACCAUCAAGAUCAACAUUGCAAACAUGAAGAAGAAGGAAGGAGCAGCGGGGACUCCCCGAGCCCGGCCCGCCAGCACAGGAGGACUGAGCUUGCUUCCUCCUCCUCCAGGGGGGAAAUCUUCCACCCUGAUCCCUCCCCCCGGGGAGCAGUUUUCUGUGGGGGGCUCCCUAGCCCAGCCAGCAGUUGCUCCCAGUUCAGGAGGUGCCACCAUGUCCUGGCUGCAGCCCAAGCCUGCCACUACUGCUACCACCGACAUCUGGGGAGAUUUUACCAAAUCCACAGGGUCGACUUCCAGCCAGACUCCGCCAGGCACAGGCUGGGUCCAGUUCUGACCUGAGCACUACUGUCUCUCCUCAUAUUUCUGGGAAGGAGCCGCCUCAUCUGGGCCAAAGGAAGGAGCACGAAGCACUCCCCAGCUGGCCUCUGUUUGGAGCAUGACUCUCUCCUUCCUCCUUGCUUGGCUUCCUUGACAGACUGGGCAUGUUAGGAGUAAACUGGCACCUUGACACACUGUCACACUGGUUGGUCCCUGGGAUUCAAGAAUACAACCAGAACACGGGAGAAGAAAAGCUCUGAGACUCUGAGACUUGACUUCUUCCAUCCAAAUGACCUGUAUUAAACCCAGGCCCCCCAAAAGGGUUAAGUUUGCUGCCUGGAUUCAGAUCAGCCCUUCUCAGGGUUUACAUGUCACAUGAUCACCAUUCGGAAGGAGGGCUUUCUGCCCUCCCAGUGGCUGUAGCCACUUAAGUCGGGGCCUUCCAGAAGAGGGAUUCUUUCCUGAGUUCUAGCAGCCUAUAGGCCGCAGCUUGAACAUUCAGUCUGGAGGGAAAUUGAGAGUGUUAGGCAGCUGUUUAUUUUCUUUUUAACCUUUGCUUUGCUAAUGUGCUGAUCUGCAUUAACUCCUUGUGUUUGUGAAAGGGACUGCUUCUGCUUUGUGCCCCAGCAGCGCUUCUGAGGGCAUUCCUCUCUGCCAGCCUCGGGCUGGCCCUGAGCCUCAGGAAGCAGUGUUUCUCUCUGCCAAGUUGCCUGGUUUCCACGUCUUCCAAGCCAGAUGGGCAGUGCAGAGCCGGGGCAGGUGCUGGAAGCCAGAUGGACCUGUGUUUGGGCGGGAGGGGAAACUGUUCCCAUGGGAGAGGAAACUGUUCUCAUGGAGGGGAUCGGCCUCCUGGUCCGCUGGCAGCUCUCUGGGGCUGUCAGUGCAGUUCCUGGCUGCUUUAAGGUUUCCCCUUUGUGGUUCCUGAAGUGCCUUGUCUGCAGAAAACCUCUUAACUUUCUUUUCUCCUUCAGAGACUGUGAAUGACAGAGAGAAGGAGCUAGGGGUGAACUGGAAGUCUGGGGUUGCCUAAGUUACUGGUUCAUAAGAAAGAAUUUUAUUUGAGUAUACAUCUGAAGUUCUUUUUAUUGACUCAUUUUACCUCUCAGUUGAAAGAUUUCUUUUCUGAAAGGUCAAGAAAGACCAUGAACUGAAAAAAAGUGUUGGCUUUUUUGUGGGACCAGAUUUCUAAGAUAAAAAGAAAAUAAAUAUUUUUACUUCUGUCAA